AUGACAACUCGAUUCCCGACCAUUUCUUCCAAAACAUCCACCAGGAUCCUCCUCCCAAUUUGGCCUACUGAGGUCAGCUACGCGUCGCCUACCCUCACCUCAGCCCCGACCACGCCCGAUGACCUACCGAACUCAACCCGCCACAGAAGGACCAACCGAUCCUCUUCCAUGCAUGGCUGCAACACGGAUACUGAUAGUUUCGAGGAGGAAGACCUCUGCGCCGGCGGCCCUUCGCUUUGUCUACCCCCAUGCUACAACGUAUACCUGCCCCCAAGCCAUCCUCUUCACACGAAACUCUACUGCUCCACCACCUACCAGGACAUAAUAACAGAGCUCGGACGCGAGAACGGGGUGGUAAUCAGUGACGUCUCGUUCGUACAGAGAAAGUCCCUCUAUUCCACAGAUUCCGACAGCCCAUCACCCCUGACGGGCUUACUUACUGUCCAUCGAGACGAUCCAAAGGAGAGGGGAUGGGCAGAUUUUGCGCGAAAGAUAUGGAGGUCCUUGAAGGGGUGCCCCGAGUUAGACCUUGGCCUGGACCGAGGACGGAUCUCCGUGGAAAUUGUCGAUGAGCGCUUUGAUUGGGAAUACCCUUCCGUAUUCCCCUGCCAAGCAACAGACGAUAUCUUACCCAUGUGGGAAGAUGUAUGCGCUCGUUCCCUGGACAAGAUCAACGACCUGAGCGGGAUAAAAGCCAUCGGAUGUCAUCGAAUCGGCAACGAGCCAAAAGCCGAGUCUUGCUCGCCGCAUAUCCUGGUUUCUGUAUCCUGGGAGUGCAAUCGCAACUGGGAUGAUGUCAGAGAUACCAUAAUAGACGUACUGACGUGGUUUGGCUUGCAGAGCGUCGGAGUCAUCAUCCGGAAAGACCUCCCGGUCCCUGGCCACGGUCGCCUUGAACCCACGGCAGGGACUUUGCAAGUUGAGGGGUGUACCUCAACGGCUCGGAUCGGGGACAGCAUCGGGCUGCAUGGGUCAAGCGACUACUGCUAUGGAACGUUGGGGGGCUUUCUUGAGCUCAAAGACCCGCGUUCAGGACAAUGGAGCGAGCAUGGUAUCACUUGCUUCCACUGUGUCGUCCCGAGUCGGGUUGAUUCGAAAAGCUCCCAGUCGAAGCGCCGCUGUUUAUCACCUGGUCAGUCUAAUGAUGGCGAUUCCUGGCGCUUGGAGGUUGACAGCCCGACCAGCCGCGAUGUCCAGCAGGGGAUCAACGAGCUCAGCAAACAGAUUGCCCAACUCAAGGCUCACUCCUACGACCCUAAUCUGGAGUCCGGGAGUGAUGCCGACUUCCGGAUAUGCGAGGCGCUGAGCAGGCAGAUACGUACCCUUGGGAAAAUGCGCGCUGAGAUGACGGACUAUUUCGAAAACCGACAAAACCUGCUCGGCACUGUGUUCGCCGCCCCUGAGUUCCGGCAUAACGUUCCUGCUCGAAAUGGCCUGGGAACCGCAAUGGACUGGGCGCUCAUUCAGCCAUCGCUUGGUCGAGCUUGUGGAGAGAAGGAUUUUAUCUCGCGCUCCAAAAUCCUAGGCGACGAGUGCUUGGAUUUCAUUCCUCGGCAUCGCAACAUCGACCGCGGGACGAGACUUGACAAGAUCGGACGCGCAACGGGCGAGACCUGGGGUUUGUAUAACGGACUGCGGACGGCAAGGAUAACUCGGUGCCAGAACGAUGACGAUCGGGUAGAAACGGUCACCAUGGAGCACACGGUCGUCUAUAACAGGGAAGGCAGGGAAAGGUCUUAUGCGAAAGGAGAUGACGGUGCCUUGGUCUUUUCAUACCAAGGCUUGGUGGUGGGUAUGCUCGUCGGCGGUGAAAGUAACGGGGAUAUUGCGUACUUUUCGCAUAUCCAGGAAAUCCUGCACGGUAUCAAGGAGGUUACGGGGGUGGAGGCGGUUAGGUUGAAAUAG
Molecule: messenger RNA, 1905 nt
Organism: Aspergillus mulundensis
Lineage: Eukaryota; Fungi; Ascomycota; Eurotiomycetes; Eurotiales; Aspergillaceae
Exons: 2
Coding region: 1-1905 (634 amino acids)
Source: RefSeq, a predicted model, not a curated record